AUGAAGCAUAACCUCGACCCCGUCUCCACGGAGGAUAUGGAUGAUCAUGAAAGAGCCGCUUUCAAUGAGUUGAUCCGUCCCAGCGACAGUUACCUGCCCGAUGGAACCUACUGGGCUGAUCUGCCGGUCGGCGAGCGCGUUAAAUUCUGUGUCCAACAGGAUCGCAUCGAAACCCGCAAGGAGAUGGCCUGGCUCUGGGAUAUGUUCAAGACCGACCCCUUGGCCCCGAUUGCAUACUACUUCAAGAACAGUGUUCUGCCGGGUGCUGGUCUUGGUCUGGAAGGUUACGUGCUGUUCUCCAUCAGUAAUGUCACCCCCCUAUUCAAAGCCUCAUAUAAGGAAUGUUGGUCGACUGGCAAGGUUUGCAAUCCUAACUGGAUUGCCGCCGUCAACUACUUUGAAGUUGUCGGUAUUCUCAUCGGUCAGAUUAUCGUUGGUCUUCUUGGUGACUGGAUUGGCCGUCGAUGGGGUCUCAUCCAGGAUGCAGUCAUCAUGUUUGUGGGUCUCAUCAUGCUCACUGCUGCUUGGGGUAUGACCCUCAAUGGUUGGGUCAUCUGCUACGCCUGGUCUCUCUUCUUCUAUAGUAUCGGCGUCGGUGGUGAGUACCCGAUGACCGCUACUAUUGGAAUGGAGAACGGAAUUGGUUCCGGUAAGGUCAACAUGUCCCAAGAUCGCCUGCAUCGCGGCCGUUCCGUGGUCAGCGCGUUCUUGAUGCAAGGCUGGGGUCAGUUUGCCAAUCAGGCUAUUCUGAUUAUCCUCCUUCUCAUCUUUCACCAUGGAGAUGGUACUCCUCCUAUUUCUACCACCACCACGAACUGGACCUACCGUAUCUCCUUCUUCAUCCCCGCUAUCGGAACCCUCUGGUUGGUCUACUACCGUGCCUACCAUGUCAAAGCCGCAGCUGCUAGCAAGCAGCUCGAUGCCCAGAAGAAGAAGGCAUCUGUCACUGGGUACGAUACUCAGUCAUUGAAGUUGACCUUCAAGCAUUUCACUCCUCGCCUGGUUGCCACUGCCGGCUGUUGGUUUGCUAAUGAUGUCUUCUUCUACGGAAACAAGCUCUUCCAGAGCAAGUUUAUCGCUGUCAUAAGUCCUCAUUCAACGUCUCUUAUGACCAACUGGCUUUGGAAUUUGGUGAACAUUGCCGCUUCCCUAGCCGGGUACUACUGCGCUUCAUGGUUCGUGGAUAACAAGCUCUACGGUAGAAAGAUGAUGCAAAAUAUUGGCUUUAUGAUGUGUUUCAUUCUCUUCAUCAUCCCCGCCUUCCUGUUGAAGUAUUACGAAUCAGCUGCCCACAUUCAUUCGUUCCAGGCGAUGUACUUCCUCAGUUCCUUCUUCAAUCAAUUUGGCCCGAACUGCACGACCUUCCUUGUCGCGGCUGAGGUCUUCCCCACUCCAAUUCGCGGCACUGCCCAUGGUCUCUCUGCUGCUGCCGGAAAACUCGGUGCGCUGGUCAUCGCCGUUGUCGGAUCAUACACAACUACCCAGCAACAAUUCUAUAUUGUCCCCUGGUUCGGUCUAGCCGGUGUACUUCUCACCGAGCUCUUCCUGCCGGACACCACCGGCCUCGAUCUACGCGAGCAAGAACGUCGCUGGUUGCAUAUCCGCCAAGGUCGCGAGCAUGAGUACCAUGGCCCUGCUGUCCACCGCAAGCAUCUCUCUGUCUGGGAGCGCUGGAUGGGCAAGGGCAAGUACUACGAUGCUGACCUUGACUAUCAAAUGAAGGUCAAGGAGUUCCGGGCCGAGUGGGAAGCCGCUAUGGCUGUCCGUGGCGAGGAGAAAGACGCUCUCUUCGAUCUGGAUGAUGUUGAUGAGUCGAUUUUCCAGGGCUCUCUGCAUACAUACUUUGAGCGCACUAGCCCGAUGAUUCGGGCUAUGGAAAAGAGUGAGGUUGGGCCUACUGCCCUUCCUGUUGGUGCCCGGGAUGAUGAGGAUACUCAUGGGCGGGAGUGA
Molecule: messenger RNA, 1950 nt
Organism: Penicillium salamii
Lineage: Eukaryota; Fungi; Ascomycota; Eurotiomycetes; Eurotiales; Aspergillaceae
Source: the annotation of a GenBank genome assembly